AUGGCACGCGCGCAAACGUUCUUCCCGUGUGUGGGUCAUUCCGGGACAGGUGAGCUUUCCGCCCUACUGGAGGCGAUUGCGUCCACGGAGCUGCGUGAAGAUGACAAGCUCAGGGAGCAGUCGCUGACCGCGAUGCGCGAGUGGAUCCGUCAAAAUGGACGACUUCACCGUUGCCGUACGGACGAUCGGUUUCUGUUGCGGUUCUUGCGCGUGAAGAAGUUCUCAGUGCCGCGUGCUUGUGAAAUGCUAGAACGCUACCUGACAAUGCGUCAGACGUAUCCGCGAUGGUUCGCACGGCUUGAUCCCGACGAUCCCGAUCUGGUGGCUGUGCUGGACGCUUGCUGUAUGCUACCGAUCGGGCGUGAUCCGUCUAGCGGUCGCAUAGUGAUCUUCGGUGUAGUACGGAACUUUGACGCGCAGCGAUACAACUCCGACACCAUGAUCCGGUUGAACAUGCUCGUUGCCGAAGCGUUGCUGGAUGAGGAAGCGAACCAGAUUGCCGGGUUUACACACAUCUUCGACAAUGGCGGUAUGACGAUGGCGCAUGUCACCUGCUGGACGUUGGACAACCUGGCGGGGUAUCUCCGGAGCGUCAUCAACUGUGUUCCGGUGCGUUUGAAAGAGAAUCACUUCGUCAGUGUGCCGACAUUCGCUGCUCAGAUCAGCAAGUACUGCUUGUCGUUUGCCAGCGAGAAGCUUCGCUCCCGUAUCCACUGUCACAGCACGGUGGAAGAGUUACGUGCGAAGGUGUCACCUGAGCUCCUGCCGCUAGAGUACGGUGGAAAGGGCCUCUCGCUGAAGGCUUUGAACGAACGGUUUCGGGAGUUCCUCCGGUCGAAGCGAACCACCCUGCUGGAGCUGGACGACAUGGAGAUCGAUCUGAAAGAUCCACGGGAAGCGUCCGUGCACGAGGACGUCGGUGAGGUGGUUGCGGACGGUGCCGCUGGAAGUUUCCGAAAGCUUUCGAUCGAUUAA
Molecule: messenger RNA, 975 nt
Organism: Anopheles marshallii
Lineage: Eukaryota; Metazoa; Arthropoda; Insecta; Diptera; Culicidae
Product: retinaldehyde-binding protein 1-like
Exons: 2
Coding region: 1-975 (324 amino acids)
Cellular component (GO): membrane
Molecular function (GO): phosphatidylinositol bisphosphate binding
Source: RefSeq, a predicted model, not a curated record